AUGGUCAUCUACGUCCAACUCAUCCGCGAGCACACUAUCAUCAUCAGCUCAGGAAGAAUGGGUUCUCCAUGGCUGAUCUGGUAUCUGCAAGAUCGGAAAAAGGACGUUAUUCAAUUAUCGUUAAUACCAAAGAAAAUUAGAGAUGUGGGCUGUGUUGUUACAUUAAAGUGGAAUUAUAUAAAAUUAAAGAAAAUUAUCCAACGGAAAGCGAAAGUGCUAGCUAUUAGCGAAUCAAGUUUGAAGCGAGACUCAACAGGAGUUUUCCGGGUCCCGCGCCCACGACCACGGGAGCAGAACCAACCUUCUUCAAGCCAACCAAACGUACCAGAUUCAAGUUGGGUACGCGACUCAACUGGAUUUUUAUGGGUCCCACGAUCGAAGCCACUGAAACAUAACCAACCUUCUUCAAGCCAACCAAGCCAAACAGUGUUCAGUUCACAAAAUGACUUACCUGAAAUUUUCCUGGACUCGGGCUCACACUCGCCCGAAUGCAACCUAUCCUCUUUGAUCCAAACAAGCCGAUCAGCUGACCAAUCUACCUUGCGUGAAAUAGGGCACACAGGAAUGCCUGAAGGAAAUGUUCGGGUGGAUCGACAUGAGCAGAUCUUUAUUCCUGGUGAGAGCCAUUUUUAUCUCCAAGCGCCAGAUAAUCGUGUCAUUGCUGCAACUUUAAAGCUAGCCUACCUGGUAAAUGGUGUUCCUAGCUGGUUAAAUGUAAAAAUUUCCUGUAGAAAAGUAGAUUCACCUGAUCGCAUUUUCCUCUACAAUCACGGUUUGCAAAAUACUUUUCUAAAAGGGGAAAUCAGUGAAAAUGAACCUCAGAAUAAUGACAGUUAUGUUAAAGGAUACAAGUGUUUUAUAAAAACAGAAGACAAAAGGAUUCUUUACGGAGCAGAUCUUGUGCAACUUCCUGCAGGCGAAGAGAUGACUUUGCCUACAAGGACAGCCGUUUAUGUACGAGUACCAGGAAGCAACCUUAUCUAUGCGGGGGUGCUAAAACCUCUUGGAUUUCUGAAUGCACCUAGGUGGCUUACUCGGUAAAC
This is a messenger RNA of Belonocnema kinseyi, 1043 nucleotides long. RefSeq lists its product as uncharacterized. Bases 1 to 1041 code for a protein of 346 amino acids. NCBI's taxonomy places the organism in Eukaryota, Metazoa, Arthropoda, Insecta, Hymenoptera, Cynipidae. The record is from RefSeq and is a predicted model, not a curated record. The transcript has 6 exons.